AUGCAGACGCUGUGGCCCGGACAGGAGAUACGGGCAGGGCCAGUGGGGGACGGACGGAGCAGAUGCAGGUGUGCGGCCGCCCUGGUGAAGCGGGUCUCUCGCAGGAGCGCCCCCCGGCCGCCCCCAAGGCUUCCUGGUGCGGGGACGGGGCGCCCAGCUGAGCCCCCCUCAGCCCGGGGAGGACCACACAGCCUGAGCCCCAGUGUGGCGAGACCCUCUUACAGAUCCCCUCAGGGAUGCGAGGGAAAUUCAGUGGGAGCCACAGGAAGAGGGUGCUCCCACAGGGAAGAGGGACACGGGCCUCGACCCAGCAGUGAGGGAGCUGACAGGACCGGGGCCCUCAGCUGUGAGAGCAGAGUCCUAACUACCGGGCCACCACGGAAUUCCCACGGUUGCCUGCUGUCGACUCCAGGAGGCCCCAGUUCUGGAAGCUGCCCGGAUACCCCAGCCUGGGCAGACCCCCACCCAGUGCGGCCCCAGCAUCAGGAUCCAGCUUGGCCGAUGUGGGCCCAUGGAGUGUUGGACCCAGGGGAGGCAGAGGAGACAGAACAGGAAGAGGAAGAAGGAAUCCAGCCUGCUCUGAGGCCCCAGUGGGUCCUGGCCGGUGGCUGCAGACUCAAGACCCCCGGGGAGCACGUCACCCACCCAGGGCCCCAGGCUGGUGGAGAAGGAGGACUUGCCUCCCAGUGGGGGCGCCGGGCACACAGUGGAAGCAGCAGUCCCCCUCAGGUGGAGUUGUUGAAAGGGCGAGGGGUGGGACAGGAAGACCCCCCUCAAGACUCAAGAUGGAGCAGGCUGGAGCAGGCUACACCCCACUCCCCACCACCAGAGAAGGUCCCCUCGGGAGGAGUGCCCGGGAGGUGGGGGGAGGCUCUUCCUGGAGAGUAACACCCGCCCCCCAUGUGCACGCCACGCAUCCCAGCCUGGGCUGGACUUGCACAGAAAGUUCACGCUUGCUCUACACCACAGGGGUGCUCCAGUUCCUAGGCGCGGACCCAGGCAGUCGUGGGUCCGCCCUGCAAGCAUCAUUACGUGGUUUUGUGGAAGACAGAAGACCCCCCAGUUUGCUCCCAGGGGAGCCUCAGGUCAGGGUGCUCCUAGAGCCCCAGGGAGGCUGGACCUGCCCAGCAAGUGACCAGUGUUGGCAGGCCCCCCGAGGCGGAGACAUCCAGGGCAGACGUGGCAUGUGAGACCAUAUCCCCCUGCUCACAUUUCACUUCUGACAUCAGGAACUCCCACAAAAAGCCAGCGAGUGGGGGGCACUUGGGGCCGGGCAGGCACAGCCAGGGAACUGAACAGACAGAGUGGUAAGGAAGAGGCCAGAGAGCCUGAAGAAAUAGAAAGACGUGACGGACUUAAAAGGGAGCUGGUUGGCAGAGCGGACACAUGCAGGCGGGGCCGAAGCAGAAACAAUCUGUAACCAGCUGCCACCAGGACCCCCCCAAGCCAGGUCCAGAGUCCUCGGACAGACUCUCCCCAGAGCGGCCCCUCCCACACUACUGAGGAGGCCAGGGCCCCCCAAGCCCCCCAUUCCGAAACCACUGCUGACCCGUCCCAGUCUCGGCUGUUCUGUGAGUGUGUGGGGGUGGCCUCAGACCCCCUGCCGACAGAGUUUCUCCCUGCUCCACUUGCUAAGACACAAAUGCCAUCACAUGUCCACCACCCCGGAAGACCCUCCCUGGUGUGGAAACUUUGGUCCUCAGCUGCUCCUGAGAAGGCCGACCUUCCUGUCACCUUGCCUGGAGUUUCCUGCAAUUCCCACUUUGCCAGCUCAGCGGAGCAAGUCGAGAGAAAAGUGAUCUUUCAGACCAGGGUUUUUAACAGAGAAACACUGUCAAUGGAAAACUCACUCCUAUAAAUAGGAUUUCACUGCGCUUCAUGUUGAGUGGCACCGUUUUUCUUUCUACACUGGGGACGGAGUUCUCCAGUGCUGGAAGGCAAGGACAUUCCCUCUGUCCUGCACUAAGGACCCGGACAAGCCCAACACACGGGAAAGCUGGCCCGCCGGAGCC
Molecule: messenger RNA, 2012 nt
Organism: Dama dama (fallow deer)
Lineage: Eukaryota; Metazoa; Chordata; Mammalia; Artiodactyla; Cervidae
Product: nascent polypeptide-associated complex subunit alpha, muscle-specific form-like
Exons: 5
Coding region: 1-888 (295 amino acids)
Source: RefSeq, a predicted model, not a curated record